Phragmites australis (common reed) is the source of this 637-nucleotide messenger RNA. RefSeq lists its product as uncharacterized. NCBI's taxonomy places the organism in Eukaryota, Viridiplantae, Streptophyta, Magnoliopsida, Poales, Poaceae. The transcript has 2 exons. The coding region runs from base 210 to 485 and encodes 91 amino acids. The record is from RefSeq and is a predicted model, not a curated record.
CUAUACUUCCCCCGUCCCUACAAAAACAAGACGCCGAAGAGAGAGAAACAGAGAGAGGGGAAUAGAUUCUCCGUGUCGUCGCCGAGGUUUCUCCGGCGGGAGCCAGGGCUGGGCAGGGCGAGGAGCGGCGAGAUGACUCAUAUCCUUCUCAACCCCGAUUAGAUCUGCACCUUUUCUUCUUUUUCCUCUUCGAUCUGCCGUUGUUUCGUAUGUUCUGUUCUUGCUCUUGCGAUUCUGUUCUUGUCCUUGACUCGUGUUGGGCCGCGGCACGCGGCAACCAGAGGGAGCGGGACCGCGAGCGCGCGGCGGCGCGGAAGCCUAACGCCAAGGGAUCCCAGGACGGGCUCACCCCGGAGCAGCGCCGCGAGAGGGACAAGAAGGCACUGGAGGAGAAGGCGGCCAAGAAGGCGCAGCAGGCGGGGGCCGGCGGUGGGGGGUCCUCCACGGACUCCAAGAAUAAGGCCGCCGGCGGCAGCAAGAAGUAGGCGGCACUUUGCAUCUAAGGAUCCGUGCGGGCUAAGCUGUUGGUAGAUGCAAUGUUUGCUGGGUCAUAAACUUGUCAUCUGCAAGCGUCAGAUACUUUGAUAUCGUGAAUUGGUGGUCAUAAUAAUACAUGGUGUCCUGGUUUUGAGGGUUA